AAUCAUUAGUGUCAAAAUAAUUUUCUGUAAACUGGGAUAUGGAGUUCUCAUUUCGAUCGACAUUAAUUUUAGGACUUUUAAUUCUGCAGGAAAGUUUGGCUGGAAUACCUUCAAGUAUUCAAAAAUGUCGUCCAGCAGAUGUAGUUUGCAUAGCAAAAACCACCACUAAGAUUUUGAACGACUAUCCAAAUGGCAAUGCAGAACUCGGUUUGCGACGAAUCGAACCAAUUCAUUUGGAUGAAAUGGUAGUUGCUAGAACCAAUGGUAAUAAUCCACUAAAUUUAAACUUCAAAUUUACUAAUCUGGAUGUGUUUGGACUGUCAAAAUUAAACGUCACCAAGGUGGUUGGUUUCGAAAAAGAUUUAAAGAAAUCGAAAUUUGAAAUGUAUGUAAUAAUUCCUGAGUUAAGAAUUAAAGGUCAUUACGAAGCAAAUGGAAGAAUUCUGUUACUGCCGAUCGUAGGCAAUGGAACUGCUGAUUUGCAAUUGAAGAAUUUUAAAAGUGGUGUUAAGUUAAAGUUUGCAAUAAUUAAGGAGGACGGAAAGGAAAGAAUAUCAAUUUUGAAAAUGAAAGUCCACAAUGAGCCUGAACUAAUGAGCAUAAAACUAGAUAACUUAUUCAAUGGCAAUAAGGCUGUAGGUGACGAACUUAACAAAGUCAUCAACGACAAUUGGCGAGAUGUUUGGACAGAGUUGGAAAGCGGCAUAAAUGAAGGAUACUCAGACAUUAUAAAAUUAUUAUUAAGUGAAGUCCUACAAGUGAUUUCUUAUGACGAAUUUUACAUUGAUUGAUUUUAAUUCAAAUCCCAAAGUAAUUUUUUACUGAUGCUGCUUCUUUUGUAGAAUGUGUUGUAAUAAAUGAGCCCUAACAAAUAUAA
Molecule: messenger RNA, 877 nt
Organism: Eupeodes corollae
Lineage: Eukaryota; Metazoa; Arthropoda; Insecta; Diptera; Syrphidae
Product: protein takeout-like
Exons: 4
Coding region: 39-791 (250 amino acids)
Source: RefSeq, a predicted model, not a curated record